Fusarium coffeatum is the source of this 3693-nucleotide messenger RNA. RefSeq lists its product as uncharacterized. Lineage: Eukaryota; Fungi; Ascomycota; Sordariomycetes; Hypocreales; Nectriaceae. Bases 1 to 3693 code for a protein of 1230 amino acids. The record is from RefSeq and is a predicted model, not a curated record. Gene Ontology annotation, molecular function: DNA-binding transcription factor activity, RNA polymerase II-specific; DNA binding; zinc ion binding. The transcript is spliced from 4 exons. Gene Ontology annotation, biological process: regulation of DNA-templated transcription; DNA-templated transcription.
AUGGCCUCACAAACACCCAAGACACCAUCAUCUGGCACUUCGGAGAGCGUUCAUAGAACUCCACACCCCGCUGUCUCCUCUGGACGUCAAAUCGGCGUCGCCACUAUCCCAUAUGAUCGCCCAGUGGCUCUCAUGACCUCCGGUGCUCCGCUGUUGAAUCCGCGUAGCUGUGUUACUUGUCGCAGACGUCGAGUCCGUUGCGAUAAGACGAUGCCAUGCAGUAACUGUCGCCGGGCUCAGAGCGAUUGCAUGUACCCGGCUCCAGGUCGCGCCCCAAGGCAUGCGCAGGCACAGAUGCAGGUAAAUCCUGCGCCAGCUCCAGGACACAGUGAUCGCGAGAUGGAUCUAAUGGAGCGCCUACGAAAGCUUGAGGGACUUGUCUAUGAGAUGAAUGGUCAGGGAGGUGCUGGCGGAAAUGGUGUAGAAGCAAGCACUGGCGCGCCACAGAAGACUCAUAUCAACACCAAGGACGGACAAAGUAUUGUUGAAGCGACUCAGGAAAAGGUUGAACAAGAUACUCAGAACCUCAGUUUCGAACAAGUUAACAAACAACUUGGGCGCCUGGUGCUGCAUGAAGGAGAUCCAACACCUCGAUACGUCCACAGUGGCUUCUUUGUCAAGCUCAACGACGAGCUUUCUGAAAUUCGCAAUGAGAUGGAGACAAUGAGCUCGCAUGACGAAGAGGCUGAUUUUGACGAUGAUACAACCCCCGAGCAAUCGCCUCCUCAAAACUUGGGCACUGACUAUGACCACCAUAGCUUCAUCUUUGGCUACAAGUCUUCCGACGUUGAUCUCACGGGUCUUCAUCCACUGCCCGCGCAGGUAUCUUAUCUAUGGGAGAUUUUCUUGGAGAAUAUUGAGCCUCUGGUCAAGGUCCUGCACAUUCCUACAAUGAGUAGACUUAUGUCGCAAGUCAGACGAGGUGAACAUGACCUACGCCCUGGUGACGAAGCACUGGUUUUCACUAUCUACUAUGCAGCUGUGGUUUCAUCAGAAAAGCAAGAGCUCGAAACCAAUCUCGGUGCAUCACAAUCUCAUUUCAUUUCUCAAUUCCGUUUCGCACUUGAACAAGCAUUGGCCAAAUCCAACCUUCUCAACACCACCGACAUGGCUGUUCUGCAAGCGUUCGUCAUUUACUUGACUGUUGUCAAAUGCCAUGACGACAGCAAGUUUUGUUGGACUCUAACAAGUUUAUGUGUCCGAAUGGCUCAGGCACUUGGACUAUAUCGUGACGGCCAACAGCUUGACCUCCCUCCUUUCGAGGUUGAGAUGCGUCGUCGUCUCUGGUGGGCAAUUGUAGCCCUGGAUAUCCGCUCCGCUGAAGAAAUGGGUUCGGAUCUAAUCAUAAGUGACAACACCUUUGACACUCAGCUACCGUCGAAUAUUAACGACACUGAUAUCGAUCCUUCUUUUACCGAGAUGCCUACUCCACGCCAAGGUCGUACUGACUCGUCCAUAUGCCUUACACGAUACGAAACAACUGCUCUUACCCGUGGGCUAUUCGCAGCUGUGGCUCAAAUGAAACCUGUCGAUCCCAAACACGUCGAAAAGAGCCUGGAGGAGCGCGAACGCAUGCUUAUCGAAGUCUACGAGCGAAUGGAAGGCAAGUUUCUCAAGCACACCAUCAGAGAAGAUGAUCCCGUUUUCUGGGUAGCUUCUCUAAUUUCAAGAAUUUUGAUGGCCAAGGUUGGACUCCUCAUCUACCAGCCAGUUCUAUUUCCAGGAACUGGCCCUGAGGCAUCAAGAGAGGUCCGUAGUCGGCUGUGGCAAUCAUGUAUCGAGAUUGUUGAGUACACUCAUAUUCUCAACGUCGAUCCUUCAUGUCGACAGUGGCGCUGGCUGUUCCUUACCUAUCGACAAUGGCACGCCAUCGCAUAUAUGCUCCUAGAACUCUCUAAGCGACCGUGGGGGAUUAACUCAGAGCGUGCAUGGGAGGCUGCUCAGAUCCUGGAAUACGAUCAUCCAAUCGAGGGUGCAAGUCACUCAGAUCAUACCGCUGUGUGGAUGCCGAUUAAGAGGCUCUAUACUAAAGCCAAACGCCACCGUGAAUCAGAGCUCGUGCGUCUUCGUGCAAACCCUGAAGCUGCCAGGCAACUUGACCGAGAGGAUAGGCUGAAGCCCGUGCUGGAACGUAUCGGUCCUGCCCCGGGAAUGGAGACACGUUUGUCAGAGUUACGACUGCGCUGGAGGAAGACAUUUCAGCUGGGGAGUUUCUCUGUUGAGGCACAAUAUAAGAACGUCCUAUCGCAUCCGGAGCAAAGGCCUACAUCUAGUACGCCUGCAAAUGUUGCCCCUGCAAACUUGCAGCAAUCCCCUCAGGAUCAUUCACAGAUAAACCAGUCGCUUCACGGAUUUGAUCCCACCGCGUGGCAGAACCUCCAGAGUGGCAAUCCAGGUAUAGAAAUUUACUUUGAAGGAGGUAACUCAGAUGCACAGAAUCUAAAUGGUCUGUAUCCUGGCGGAAAUAGCUUGGGAAGUUUACCGAGCAUUGCUUCACCGGCUAUUUCUGGGGUGGCCUCCACGCAUAGGGCUGACAACGACCAUCAAGCCAUAGGGGACAACAGCCUUUCGCCAUGGCCUGGCUCGGAUAUUUUUCACCACACGCAAGACCCUGGUUCUUUGGGCGACAUGAACAACUUUUUCCAGAAUAAUUCUCUGUCAUCUACCGAUCUUGACUUGAACAUGGACCCUGGAGAAAUUGACGACAUCGACUGGAAGAACUGGGAUGAAGCUCUCAGAAGUUUUAGCAGACCGGAUAUGGGCCAGAUGGGAGCCUCUGGGCAGGGAAGUUGGGGAGCCCUACACAUCAACAAACCCAUCACCCAAGAACAACCUCACUUCAACGCCAUUAUGAGACAUCCAGACCAAACCAGUGGUUUCUGGGAUUAUUAUACUGACGAGAACGGCUCGACACCGUAUAUGAAGCUGAUUUUCUCCACAACUGAUUUUUGGCUCACUCUUCAUCUCUUCGCCGUCUACUCAAUCGUCGCUUGUGUACAGCUCAUCAAACACAGCCCACCGCCGGUCUUCAGAUCAAUCCAGCAAGACCCCAAGACCUCAAAUGAUGCCCAACAGACAAUUACUCCCAAGCGUGCAGACGAUUCGUUCUUGGACCGUUUGUCAAACUGGAAUGCCCCAAUCUCCGACGAGGAGCUCUCAGAUUACCCAUACCUAUGCCGAUUCUACGAGAACGAAACCCUCCGACUCGGUGCUGUUGUCUUGGGCAGCUUUUUCUAUCCUCUGUAUCUUGUUGUGCAAGCUUGGUGGACCUGCUGUCUUAUCGCAAUGGUUUUGCCUCAGUUUUACAUCAACCAAAGCCAUUUGUGGAAGUUCCACAGUCUAUACCUUGCUUGCUGGACCCUCGAUAUUGUUCUCAGGAUGGCCAUUAUGUUGCUGAUCCAGGCAAUGCUUAUUUGGAUGUUUCGUGCGCAGACACGGUACAUGAGGACAAUCAUCGCCCUGCGUCUUGGUCCAAAAAAGGGCGAGGAGGAGAGUGAAGAAGAGGACGAUGAGGACGACGAAUAUGAGGAUGUAGAGUAUUGUGAUUCUGAGGAUUCUCUUUCUUCUACUCGCGCUCAGUAUACACCAUCUUCUCCUACACCCAGCCGUGUAGAUCCUUUGGACGAUGGGCGUCUGGGUCCUAGAACUCCUUUUGGGCCCAAAAAGCCUCAUUGGGCGUGUGAUGCAUGUUAG